AUGGGCUGUUCAUCAUCUACCACUCAGGCUCUCGCUCAGGAAAACAGACCUAGCGCCAAAUUUGAGGAGACGGCCUAUGUCGCGACUAAUGGCAGUGUGGCGGCGUAUGCCGAGACAAUAGCGGACCAGAUGCAGCUGCCAGUGCAAAGUGCCCUGCCUGAGGGGCUGGGCCCCAGGCCAGGGGACAGCCAGGCUCCUGUUGCCCGCAAGGCUCUGCGUAACGUAGGACUGGAGAGAGAGCAGGCAGCCGAUGGGUCUGAGCCUACUGUGGGGAGCGACCUGAUCCAAACAGCCGAAGUUGCAGUGAAUAUAGCCCCAGAGAUGCCAGCAGACACCGCUGAGUCUCUGACCCCUCAAGAAGACAGCAUCUUUGUAGAAGGAGUAACAGCAAAGGAAGCCUUUGGGGCUAGUCCUGCUGUGAAAGAGGUGGAUCCUUCAGAGGCUGCACCUCCUGCCAACGUCUCAGGACUUUCAAAGUGUGUUGCCGCAUUUCCUGUUCCUGCAGCAACUUCAGGUCCUGAGGAGGAGCUGGUGGGGUGUGGAACCCUGGCGGACGCGGCUGCGAUGGAAGCAGCGUUUGAAGAGGCCUCAUUGUCUCUGGAGUUAACUCCAGCUGUGGAACCUGCGACCACUGCAGGAUUGGCCCCAACGCCAGAGCCCACUCCUGCUCCAACUCUGAGAGACACUUCUGCUGCAGCACUGGUUCCAGCUUCUAAACCUUCCCUAGUUCCAGAAUCCUCUCCAGCUAUGGAACCUUCACCAGCUCCAGAGCCUGUUCAGAUGGAAGCAGCAGCAGCCGCAGUUGCAGCAAGAGCAGUGCUGCAGGCUAUGCAGGAACACGCUUCACUUGCAGGGACAAGCAUGGAUGCAGACACUCAGGCUCUCGAGGCCCCUGGAGGUGGUGUGUUGGAGGGUACAAACUUGCAGACUGAGAUUAAAAGGAACAAAAUUGAGGUGGCUGUAUCUGCAGCUGAGAUGGCUGCUGCCACUGAGGAGUGAAGCAGCAUGCACGUUUGGCACUGCUAGGCAGGAAACACCAGCAGAAUGGAAUAUUCCACAGGACCAAAGACAGAAGACAACAUGAAUCGCACACACACACACACACACACACACACACACACACACACACACACACACACACACACACACAUAUAUAUAUAUAAAAUAUGCAUUUUUAUUAGCACUAAUGAACACUCUGAACUUUAGUGGGGAGAUGAUUUGUUUAGUGAAAUGAUUUGUUAGAGGUAUGGGCUAAUUGGUUUAGUCUGAAGAGGGAUGGAAUCCUAUAGAAUCCUGUACACAAAUACGCAUUUCCUUUUAGUAUUAGUGUUAUUUUUGUAUGGCUGCAGCCCCUGCAGACUGAGACAGAAAGCAGUUGUCCAGGCCAGUGGCUCAGUAGAGUAAGCAGUUAGCAUAACUCUGGGCCAGGUUAUGGAAGACCCUCUUUACAGUGGCACAUCCUCCCAUCUCAGUCUCAAAAGAAUGACUGUGAAUUGUUCUAUUCAGACUUUUUCGAUUUAUUGACUCCUUUAUUGCCACAUGACAUGCCAUUGCUAAGUUUAUCCAGUGUGUCAAGAUGUAACUUUGUUGUGGCACAGUACACAUAAACAUACAAUAUUUUAUAUAUAUAUAUACAAUAAAGUGUACCAGAGUUUAUAUGUGAAAAUAAUGGAUGGUCAUAUGGCAUUUUCUUUUGUGGAUUUAGAAGAACUUAUUGCAAAAGGGAAAAGGCUGUUCUUAAACUGGGUUGUCUUAAUAUGUCUGUUUUGAUAUGAGCAGAUGUGACAUUUAACAACAUGUGACAUAAUGGCUUGCUCUGAGGGACAAGAUGUCAGAAACACUGAUAAUUCUAAAAUAAUGAAUGGCAACAGGGAAAUGUAUGGAACAGAGUAGUAUAAUGUCGGUAUGAGGACUGAUGUUUUAUUCCUUCCCUCUCUUCUAAAAACUAACACUAAAAACAAGAUUUGCCUUGUUUAUUUAUAUGCUUCUUAAGUUCUAAUUUUGUCAAUAUGAGGCCUGUGAGGGCAAAGUCCAGUCCGUCUGGACGAUCCAAUUCAUCAGAUCAUCUGGGAGGAAGUGUGGCCAUCAGUCAACACCUGCUGUGGUUUUUUUGGUAGCGUGUAUUGUGUGCUAAUACGUUGUUUGUCUCUCCGCUGGCUCUGUGAAACUGCUGGACUAGCUUCACUAAAGUGGACUAGCUUAAUGUGGCCUAUAAACUCAUCGGUUCAGCAUUUUCUAUGAAAAUGUAAAGUGCUUUACUGAUACUGUUCUAUUCUGCUGUGGAGCUGAAUGUCAGACUGUCUUCUCCUGUUUGAUUAACAUUGACAGCUAUUAGGGGAAAUGCCUUGUAGUGAAUUUUUAAACUGUGUAGCAUGGCUUUUGUAUUUUUCGUUUUGUAGUGUACAGAACA
This is a messenger RNA of Electrophorus electricus (electric eel), 2410 nucleotides long. RefSeq lists its product as uncharacterized. NCBI's taxonomy places the organism in Eukaryota, Metazoa, Chordata, Actinopteri, Gymnotiformes, Gymnotidae. The record is from RefSeq and is a predicted model, not a curated record.